CCGUAGUCAAAUGAUUCCCUUGUCCAAAGCUUUCUCUCCAAGUCAUUAGUUGUAGUACCAGGAAAAACACAGAAAAAACCACACCUCUCUCUCUCUAUCUCUCUCUCUCUCUCUCUCUUAUUUUCCUGCUGUUACUCCCACUCUCCCACCCAAAAAAUUCCUUCAUCUCUUUAAUUUGCUCCACACUCAACCCUACACACUUUCCACACUAUCAAUCUACAAAACACAGUAACCCUAAAGACCACCUUGCCCUUUUGCUACAAUUUGGGGGCAAAACUGAGAAAAAGGGCACCCAAAACACAUAUGCUAGGUUGAAAUCAGCACCCAUUUUGGUAAUCCCCAAUUUUCUCAUCUUCCCUCUCAAACCCACCAAUGUUUUCCCAUUUUCAACUAUUUGAAACUUGAAUUUCUUCUAAAAGACUCGAUUUUUUUCUCUCUUUUUAGUUAAAGUUGUGUUUUUUUUUUUAUCUUUUUUAUUUCAAACUCCUGUCUCCAAUGGCGACACCUUUUGUUCAACAGCCACCAUCCAUAGAAAUAACCCAGCAAGCAUACACCACCCAUUUGGAUCACGGGUCGGUUGGACCUGUCAUAGCUGUUCUAGCAGUCAUCACCGUCUUAGGUGUCAUUGCCGGCAUGAUUGGUAGGCUCUGUUCGGGUCGUCGGAUCAUGGGUCAUGGAGAGUUUGAUGUAGAAACUUGGAUUGAGACCAAAUGCUCCUCUUGUGUCGAUGGCAGAAUCGCACCACCUCCUCUUCCACCUCCUCUGCCGCCGGAACCUGUCAUCCAGGACUUGUCAUCUGUCCAAGCCCCUCAAGAGAUCAAAGUAGAACAACAUCCAAGGCAAAACUUACAUGCCCACAGUGAUAGUUAAUUCAGUACUAUUUCCUAGUUCAAGGUAGUCUUAGCUUAUUGUUGAUAUUAUAUUUGAAAAUGUAAAAAAGAAAGCACUUGGAUCCAUCAAUUUAGACACUGACAUGUUAUUUUUCAAUUUAAAUUUACAUCUUAUCUAGAUGAUCAUUAAAUUAACCGUUAUCUGGGUAAAAAUAUUCAUGUUAAUUAGAAAAUGACAUCAGC
Messenger RNA from Vigna radiata var. radiata (mung bean), 1073 nucleotides. RefSeq lists its product as uncharacterized. NCBI's taxonomy places the organism in Eukaryota, Viridiplantae, Streptophyta, Magnoliopsida, Fabales, Fabaceae. The coding region runs from base 496 to 870 and encodes 124 amino acids. The record is from RefSeq and is a predicted model, not a curated record. The transcript has a single exon.